Acanthochromis polyacanthus (spiny chromis) is the source of this 1515-nucleotide messenger RNA. Its product is annotated as apelin receptor B-like. The record is from RefSeq and is a predicted model, not a curated record. Gene Ontology annotation, molecular function: G protein-coupled receptor activity. NCBI's taxonomy places the organism in Eukaryota, Metazoa, Chordata, Actinopteri, Pomacentridae. Gene Ontology annotation, biological process: G protein-coupled receptor signaling pathway; immune response. Gene Ontology annotation, cellular component: membrane.
AGAUUUCACACAUAGCAACAGACUGUAGAGUGCUGUCAGCUACUGUGGAUCUAUCUGCCUCCCUCGCAGGCAUUUUUCUUUCUCCUAAAGCUGAGAGACAGAAUGGACAUGGAGCCGACUGUGGGUCCUUAUGAGUACUACGACUACGAGGAGACAGAGAACUCCACCAUGUGUGACUAUUCCGAGUGGACGCCGUCGUACUCUGUCAUCCCGGUGCUCUACAUGCUCAUCUUCAUCCUGGGCCUCUCUGGAAACGGCGUGGUCAUCUUCAUGGUGUGGCGGGCUCAAGGCAAGCGGCGAGCGGCUGACGUCUACAUCGGGAACCUGGCGCUGGCCGACCUCACCUUCGUGGUCACUCUGCCCCUGUGGGCCGUUUACACCGCCAUGGGCUACCACUGGCCCUUCGGAGUGGCCCUGUGUAAGAUCAGCAGCUACGUGGCGCAGCUCAACAUGUACGCCAGCGUCUUCUGCCUCACCUGCAUGAGCUUCGACCGCUACCUGGCCAUCGUUCACUCGCUGUCCAGCACCCAGCUGCGAACACGUGGCCACAUGCGAGGUUCCCUGACGGCCAUCUGGCUGCUGUCCGGCCUCUUGGCUGUACCGAAUUUUUUCUUCCGCACCACCACGUACAACCUAGAAACCAACCGCACCUCCUGCGCCAUGGAUUUCAGCCUGGUGGUGACCAGCAAAGAGCAGGAGACCCUGUGGAUCGCCGGCCUCAGCAUCUCCUCCUCGGCUCUGGGCUUCCUCCUGCCCUUCUUGGCCAUGAUGGUUUGCUACGGCUUCAUCGGCUGCACCGUCACCCGCCACUUCAACAGUCUGCGCAAGGAGGACCAGCGGAAGAGGCGGCUGCUGAAGAUCAUCACCACGCUGGUCGUGGUGUUCGCCGCCUGCUGGAUGCCCUUCCAUGUGGUGAAGAGCGCCGACGCCCUCUCCUACCUGAACCUCUUCUCCACCACUUGUGCCUUCCUGCGCUUCCUGCUGCUGGCUCACCCCUACGCCACCUGCCUGGCCUACGUCAACAGCUGCCUCAACCCCUUUCUUUACGCCUUCUUCGACCGGCACUUCAGAUCCCAGUGCCUGUCUCUCAACCUGAAGAAGUUCUUGCGCUCCAGCCCGGCCAGCUCCUUGUCCUCGCAGAAGACGGAGGCCCAGUCUCUGGCCACCAAGGUGUGACUGAAGGCCUGCAGGUGAGCCGGGGAGGAGGCGGACGAUGCAGAACAAUGCAGGUGAAACUCUGCAGCUCUGGCUGCUCGCUCACAGAUCGUCUGCAGUCUCUUUGCUCCCCUUUGAUUCUGUGGACUACAGGCUGGAGAAGCUUUUUGGCCUCUGAAACUCCAGCCUCAACUUUCAGGAGCAGGGAAGCAAAACUUGAAUACAAGGGGACCAGCGUUGAAAUUGACUUUUAUUGUGUGGAAAACAGUGGAAUGUAUCUCCUGUGGACUGUGUGCAAAGCAACUGAACUCACUUAAUUGACAUGAAAGCAUUUUGUGAAUACAUUUUUUUGGAAUCCAG